CAUUCAUAUAUGGCGUAUAUUAUUUCAACACCCUUUCCACUGAGAUUCCCAGAUUCAAUUUUGAAUUUUCAAGUGAGCAGUGCCUUCGUUGAAAAAAAAAAAAAAGGAUCAUCGCCAAUGUCGAAGAGACGAGGUCUUUCAUUGGAAGAAAAGAGGGAGAAAAUUCUUCAGAUAUUUUAUGAAUCUCAAGAUUUCUUCCUCCUUAAGGAGCUUGAAAAAUUGGGUCCUAAGAAAGGGGUAAUCACUCAAUCAGUUAAAGAUGUUGUUCAAAGUUUGGUUGAUGAUGACCUUGUUUCAAAGGAUAAAAUUGGAACAUCUGUAUACUUUUGGAGCCUUCCUAGCUGUGCUGGAAAUCAGUUGAGGAAUGUGCAACGGAAACUCGAAUCAGAUCUUGAGAACAGUAAGAAGAAAUUCGUGGAGCUUGUUGAUAAGCGUAAUGAAUUAAAGAAGGGGCGUGAAGAAUCUGACGAAAGAGAGACGGCCUUGGCUGAAUUAAAGGCCAUAGAAUUGAAACAUAAUGAGCUUAAGGAGGAGAUGGUACAGUAUGCAGACAAUGAUCCAGCUGCAUUUGAAGCAUUGAAGAAAGCAAUUGAGGUUGCUCAUGGAGCAGCAAACAGAUGGACAGACAACAUUUUCACUCUGCGGCAGUGGUGCUCAAACAACUUUCCUGAAGCCAAAGAGCAGCUUGAACACAUGUACAAGGAGAUCGGAAUUACAGACGAUUUCGAUUACGUGGAGUUCUCGCCUGCAGCCAUUCAAAUAUGUGCAGUUGGCGAUGAAGAAGGCAAUCCUUAAGCGAUAUCAUGUAGGUCAUCUUUCUCUUUUUAUGUAGACACACCUUGUGUGCAAAAUAUUAUCUUUUCCCCAACCAUAGAAAAGCUGCUUUCUUUAUUAAAUGUUCAAAGCUAUAAUAGUAACCAAGGUGAAAACUGGUUCAUCUAAGGCUCUUAGCUGGUCAAAUAUAAUAUAGUAGUGUUUUGUGUUUGUUUAAUUCCAGGUCAAGGCCAAGGUGGACAUAGGUUCAUCUAGAUUCAGUUGCUUUGUAUUUGCUAUCUUGAUUUCACUUUGUUUUAUAGCUUCCUUUUCCUGUUAAUUAACAGUAAAAAUCAUGAACAUAAAUAAUAGAAUAUUAAGUACUUUUAGAUAA
This is a messenger RNA of Gossypium arboreum, 1147 nucleotides long. Its product is annotated as meiotic nuclear division protein 1 homolog. Gene Ontology annotation, biological process: reciprocal meiotic recombination. The coding region runs from base 10 to 795 and encodes 261 amino acids. NCBI's taxonomy places the organism in Eukaryota, Viridiplantae, Streptophyta, Magnoliopsida, Malvales, Malvaceae. Gene Ontology annotation, cellular component: nucleus. The record is from RefSeq and is a predicted model, not a curated record. Gene Ontology annotation, molecular function: double-stranded DNA binding. The transcript is spliced from 10 exons.